AUCAGAUUACAAAGGUGACCAGGAAAGUUCUUCCUGAAGAUGCACCAACAGUCCAGACCUCCUCCUCCUCUGGAGCCUCACCUGAAGGACCAGGAGAGAUGGAGGCAGAUGACCACAGAAGUAGAUGACAGGAAGACAAACAGGAAGUUCCAGCAGAAAGACAUUCUCCGUUUCUGAUGUUCCUCACAGGAGAUUGGACCAGAACCCUGCUCUCCAGCUGCAGUUCUGCAGGUGACCACCAGGGGGCGUGGUUCUGAUGGAUGCUGUGUUUUCAGGUCGCAGUCUUGGAGACCCGGAGUUCGCCCAGGAGCAGCUGCUCUACUGCCGCGUCGGGAUCGGGUUCCACCUGCAGAUCCUGCCCGGCGGCUCGGUCCGUGGGGUCCACAGACCCAACCAGUACUGCUGGAUGAAGCUGUUCUCCAUCAGGCCCGGGCUGGUGGCGAUCCGAGGCCUCCGGACCGGCCUGUUCCUCUGCAUGAGCAGAGACGGUCGGGCUUACGGGGCGGUAAGUGGGUGUCCUCAGAUGAACCUCCUCAUAGUUCCCUCCAUGACAGCUGCUUCUCUCUGCAGGAGAAGUUCUCUGAUGACUGCAUCUUCAAGGAGAACCUGGAGGAGAACCACUACACCACCUACUCCUCCUACUCCUACCCGGGAAACUACCUGGCUCUGUCCCGCAAAGGAGAGCUCCGGAGAGGCAGCAGAGUCAACCGGAACCAAGCCAGCACCCACUUCCUGCCCCGCAGACGGCUGUGGUGACCCGAAAGCUGCAGGAACCACGCCGGUUCUGACAAUGAAGGUCCAGAACAGAAGAACGGACUCCUGCUCCUCUUCUCCAAACGGCUGGAGGAGGAGGUGAAGCCGCUUCCACCAAAACCAGGAACCAGCUGGAAUGCAAUCCAGAACCGUCUGGGGUUCUGAUCCAGAGGAGAACAUCUGGACCACCGAUGCUCCUCCACUGUAGAGAGGAAACACAAAUGAGGAGCUGACGGAGACCACUCCUCUGUUGGAGGACGACCUGUGAGCUCACCUAAGCAGCAGCAGAGGGGGCGGAGUUACAACUGAGGAAAAGAAGAGGGAAACCAGAUAGUAAAGGUGAUGGAAUGCCACGGAGGAGGAGGAGCCAUCGGAGGAGGAGGAGCCAGCGGAGGAGGAGGAGCCAGCAGAGGAAAAGAUGGAUUUCUUUUUUGUGAAGUUAGAAACGAUAUUGAACAGAAUCAUGAUGGAUUUAAAAAAUGAAACGUCUGAAAAGAUGAAACUGAUGAACAGAAGUUUAUUUUUUUAAUUGUUUGAAUUUGGUUAAGUUUAGUUUGGAAAGAACGUUUAAUUUAUUGUUCUUGCUGCUUCUGUCGUCUGAUGUUUACAGAGUUUAAAGUGACUUUAUGUAAAAAACUGAUAUUUAUUCUAUUUAUUUGUAAGUAAACAUAAAAGUAUAAUGAAAUAAAGAAUGUUCAGAUGCUGUUUAACAUUAAGUUCAG
Oryzias melastigma (Indian medaka) is the source of this 1475-nucleotide messenger RNA. It is a transcript of the gene fgf9, whose product is annotated as fibroblast growth factor 9. Gene Ontology annotation, cellular component: cytoplasm. NCBI's taxonomy places the organism in Eukaryota, Metazoa, Chordata, Actinopteri, Beloniformes, Adrianichthyidae. The record is from RefSeq and is a predicted model, not a curated record. Gene Ontology annotation, molecular function: growth factor activity; fibroblast growth factor receptor binding. Bases 257 to 856 code for a protein of 199 amino acids. The transcript has 2 exons. Gene Ontology annotation, biological process: animal organ morphogenesis; positive regulation of gene expression; regulation of cell migration.